AUGCAAGGCCUUCGCGACAAGUUGAAGGAUACCAAGCUGUAUGAUGCCAAGGUAGAGGCAAUUCAUCUCAAGAAUAAGAUCGGGAAGAUCGGAAACCUUUUCAACGCGAAUCAUCGACAUGAUGAAGCCCAUGAGCAGGCCACUGACAAAAAGCGCACCGCCAUCUGCGAGCAGAACCGCUUCCACUCAUUCUUUCCGGAGCGACCAAACAACAAGGUGAAAUGGUACGUUGACGGUCGCGACUACUUCUGGGCCGUCUCUGUUGCUCUAGAAAGCGCCAAAGAAAGCAUCUACAUAGCCGACUGGUGGCUGUCUCCCGAGCUCUUCCUUCGCCGACCACCGUACUUCAAUCAAGAAUGGCGCCUCGACAUGAUCCUCAAGCGUGCCGCCGAGCGUGGCGUUCAGAUCUAUGUCACUGUUUACAAAGAAGUCCAACAAGCCCUCACUUGCAACUCGGCCCACACCAAGCAUGCCCUUCGAGCGCUGUGUCCCGAAGGCACCCCCGGUCAUGGCAAUAUCCAUAUCCAACGCCAUCCCGACCACAAUCUCUUCGAGAACCUUGGCGAUAUGACCUUUUACUGGGCUCAUCAUGAGAAGUUCAUCGUCAUUGAUUACGAAUUGGCUUUCAUCGGUGGCCUCGACAUGUGCUACGGUAGAUGGGAUGUGCGCCAUCACGUCCUGGCUGACGUCCAUCCUUCCGGUGUCCAGAACGAAAUCUUCCCCGGUCAAGACUUCAACAACAAUCGCAUUAUGGAUUUCCACACGGUCACGGAUUGGAUGAACAACGAGUUGAACAAGACCGAUUACGGUCGCAUGCCCUGGCAUGACGUCGCAAUGGCCGUAGUGGGAGAAUGUGUUGUCGACAUAGCAGAGCACUUCGUCCUGCGCUGGAACCACGUCAAGCGCGAUAAGUACAAGCGAGACGAGAAGACACCAUGGCUCUGCUUGGAAACACGCGCCAAUAAGGAGGGCACUAAGGAAGACGAGGAGCUCAUUGGUGUACAGCGGCCUAAGCACCCCAUGGGCGAGUACAUCCAGCACCCGCUGAGCCCACUACAGUCCAAGAUCCUGGCAAACCAAGGCACUGUGCACGCACAAAUUGUUCGCAGCAGUGACGACUGGUCUAGCGGCAUCCUCAACGACCACUCAAUUCAGAAUGCUUACAAAGAAGUCAUUGCAAAUGCGCAGCAUUUCGUAUAUAUUGAGAACCAAUUCUUCAUAACCGCCACGGGAGAGAAUCAGGCACCCAUCCUCAACACCAUUGGCCGGUCCAUCGUCGAAGCCUGUGUGCGUGCCGGCAGGGAGAAUCGCAAGUUCCGUGUCAUCAUUAUCAUUCCCGCCAUCCCAGGAUUCGCGGGCGAUCUUCGCGACGAUGCCGCCAUUGGCACUCGCGCGAUUAUGGACUACCAAUACAAAUCCAUCUCCCGAGGCGAGCACAGUAUCAUGGGCCAGAUCAAAGCCGCUGGCUUCGACCCCACACAGUACAUCUUUGUCUUCAACCUUCGCGCUUUUGACCGCAUCAACAAGACGCCAGGCCUGAUCCAGCAAGAGAAGGACUCCGGCGUUACGUAUCAAGAACUUCAACGUGCUGAAGCCGAGGAAAUUAUGGGUAGCGGCAUCCACGGCUUUGAGGGCGAGGACGAAGAAGACGGCCGAGACAAGAAGAACCACAAUCGUGACACUCGUAUCAACGAUGAGGAGCGUCAGAAGAUCAUCGAUCGCAAGCGCCGCUUCGAGGCUGCACGCAAGAACGUCGAUGCCGAGGACCCCAUUCACAGCGCCGACUCAGUUGCCGAGGAUCUGAUGGCUCGUGGUGGCUUGGUGUCGGAAGAGCCGUGGGAAGGCGAACCCGAGGACGAGAAGCAGCAUUUUGUGCAGGAGGAACUGUACAUUCACGCCAAGCUGCUGAUCGUAGACGACCGCACCGUCAUCUGCGGCUCGAGCAACCUCAACGACCGCUCGCAGCUGGGCUCGCACGACUCGGAGCUCUCGAUCGUCAUGCAGGAUACCCGCGUGCUCGAGUCGACCAUGGACGGCCAGCCAUUCCAAGCAGGCUACCACGCGGCAACGCUACGGCGCCAUCUCUGGCGCGAGCACCUCGGCAUGAUCGAAGCACAAACCCUGGAUGCCAAAGAUGACCCCAAUGCCCAGCCGCCCACCGUGGCCAUGAACGACGAGUACAGCGGCGAAGAAUGGGAGUUCGUGGCGGACCCGCUCGGCGACGCCGUGUGGAACAAGUGGUGCGAGCAGGCCACCACCAACACCAACCAGUACCGCUACAUGUUCCGCGCGGACCCGGACGAGAACAUCCGCACGUGGAACGACUACGACACGUUUGCGCCGCGCAAGUCGGUCAAGCAGGGCCAUCUGCAUGACCCGUACAUGCCGGCCGCCAAGGUGCGCGAGGAGCUGGACAAGAUCCGCGGCCAUCUCGUGUGGAUGCCCAUGGGCUUCCUGGAGGAGGAGAAGAUGGCCGAGUGGGGAAUGCAGGUCAAUUCGGUUACUGAGAGUGUGUAUACUUGA
This is a messenger RNA of Cyphellophora europaea CBS 101466, 2523 nucleotides long. RefSeq lists its product as uncharacterized. NCBI's taxonomy places the organism in Eukaryota, Fungi, Ascomycota, Eurotiomycetes, Chaetothyriales, Cyphellophoraceae. The transcript is spliced from 3 exons. The record is from RefSeq and is a predicted model, not a curated record. Gene Ontology annotation, biological process: intracellular signal transduction; phosphatidic acid biosynthetic process; cell motility. The coding region runs from base 1 to 2523 and encodes 840 amino acids. Gene Ontology annotation, molecular function: D-type glycerophospholipase activity.